Molecule: messenger RNA, 386 nt
Organism: Racocetra persica
Lineage: Eukaryota; Fungi; Glomeromycota; Glomeromycetes; Diversisporales; Gigasporaceae
Source: the annotation of a GenBank genome assembly
AAGGAAAACUUGAAGGUAUCGUAUCAGUAAAAAAGCUUUUAGCAACAAUUGAUCGAGAAAAAUAUUGGUUGGUGGAAGUAGAAAGCAACGAAAAUCCUCCAAUAUUUACAAAAGAAUUACAAAUGACGUGGAAAGUUGAUGACCAUGAUUUGAUGCACAAGGUUAGUAGAGCCAAAUCUUGGUUAGCUAAAGGAUAUCAAGUAGACAUAAUUAUUUCGAAUAGAGGGGUACAGAAAAAGAAAAGAACAUUGGAUAGAACUAUUAUGGAUAAGAUAUUAAAUGAGUUGAAGGAUUAUUCUAAGGAAAUUCAGGAACCAAAGUGGACUGGUGGAUCUGUUAUUCUGCAGAUGACGGGUAAAGGGGUUGAUGAUGACAAAAUAGAAUAG